This is a messenger RNA of Dichotomopilus funicola, 1263 nucleotides long. RefSeq lists its product as uncharacterized. NCBI's taxonomy places the organism in Eukaryota, Fungi, Ascomycota, Sordariomycetes, Sordariales, Chaetomiaceae. The transcript is spliced from 5 exons. The record is from RefSeq and is a predicted model, not a curated record. Bases 1 to 1263 code for a protein of 420 amino acids.
AUGGCCGACGCGCCGAUGCCCCCCGACGAAAACAGGGGCCCUGAGAUCCUCGCGGUCUGCGGGGCCCUCGUCGGCCUCGCUCUUGUCGUUGUCCUGAUGCGGUUGUUUGUGAGGUACAAGAUGGUGCGGCAUGUUGGGAUGGACGACUGGGUCAUCAUCGGCGCUAUGGUGGUCAUGUUCGUCGAGAUGAUGAUUAUCAUCCCCGAAGUCCAGCUCGGUGCUGGCCGUCACGUCCAAUACAUUAAACCGCCCGAGAACGUCACCCGCGGCCUGCACCUCAACUUUGUCACGCAACCGCUGUGUCUGAUCGCCUUGUGCUUGACCAAGGUCAGCGUCGGCUUCUUCCUGCUACGACUGACCCCGUCGCCACGAUUCCGGUGGAUUGUCAUUGGCACCAUGAUCUUUACCGUUCUCUCGGCCACAGGCAACUUUUUAACCGUCUUCUUCCAAUGCCGCCCCCUCGCCCUAAUCUGGGACUCGUCCGUCGAAGGCACCUGCAUCCCGCCGAGCAACCUCAAGUUCGCCGCCUUCUUCAACUCCAGCGUCGCUGUGCUGACCGAUGUCCUCUUCGCCCUACUGCCUAUCCCAAUUCUCUGGAACGUGCAGAUGAACUGGAAGGUGAAAGCCGCCGUGGCCACUAUUUUGUCUGUGGGUAUCUUUGCGGCCGUCGCUGCCAUCGUCAAGAUCACAUACCUUGGCGCGUAUGGCCAGCACGGUGAUUUCCUCUGGGAUAGUGCUGAUAUCACGAUUUGGACAACAGUCGAAAUCAACGUCGCAAUCAUCGCCGCCUCCGUCCCCUGCCUCAAACCCCUCUUCAAAUCCCUCUUCGACGGUUCCUCUGCCCGCUACCGUUUCGGCGGCUCCUCCAACAAAUACGCCGGUGGCGCCGCCAAAAGCGGCAGCGGCAGCCACGGAAGCGGUCUCAAAAACCGCUACUUCCGCAACGGCGCCGACGACGAACAACACAACACCCCCGCAUCCUCCACCUCCCGCAACCGCCGCAUCAGCACCCCGCUCCGUCGCUCCGUCCUGCCCGCCUUUGAAAUGUACGGCAGCAGUGGAAGCGGCAAGUCCCGAACGGGCGCCCCAUCACGGGUGUCGGCUACGGGGUCGGAGGAGAGUAUAUUGCCGCAGGAGGGACGGCCGUAUUAUCAUCAUUCGGCGUCGUCGGAGGGGGGUGGGGGGAGGGGGAUUAUUAAGACUAGUACGGUGCAGGUGGAGUAUGAUGAGGAGAGGAGGAGGUCCGGGGGGUGGGGGGCAUGA